Molecule: messenger RNA, 597 nt
Organism: Gongylonema pulchrum
Lineage: Eukaryota; Metazoa; Nematoda; Chromadorea; Rhabditida; Gongylonematidae
Source: the annotation of a GenBank genome assembly
GUAUACUGGACUGGAUACGAGUACCUGAAAAGGAAGGCGUUGCUGACAUUGGAUCGUAAGGAAACAAAUUUUCUCAUCAGUUUUGCUUGUGGUGCGCUAUCGGGUUCAUUGGCUGCAUUUUUGACGACUCCGUUCGACGUUGUGAAAACUCAUCGUCAGGUCACACUGGGCGAGGUGCCAAAUGGAUCGCCAACGACAUCUAAUCAGUCUCUAAGAAGGUACGAAAUGGCAGAGAAUCAGUGUUGCAAGACAUGUGCUCCAAAAAGUGGUGGUCCUCAGAUCAAAUCGAAAUUCACUUUUGCUCUUAUGAAAGAAAUCCGUGAGAAAAAAGGAAACAGGGCUUUAUUUGCGGGUAUUAUUUGUCGUUGUUUACGUAAUUUGGCGGAUCAUGUGUCACUUCGAUUUAACAUCAAAUGUCGGAAAACUGGUUAUAAGAGCAUUGCGGCAAAAAGACUCACAGGUUUAACGGCACGUGUGAUCAAAGUUUCGCUGGCUUGUGCUACAAUGAUAGGUUCUUACGAAUAUUUUAAGAUAUCUUUUGCAAAAAUGAACAACAUUCAUGCUGAUUUAGAAGCAUCUAAGCGUCAACAACGGUGA